AUGUUAAGGGCAGUGGUGGAAAGCCAGUCCAUUGAAGAAAAUUGCUCAGCUAACAGCUCAGCGGAGAGCUCUCCUCGAAGCUCUAUGAAGAGACCGGAAACUGGCGAUCUGAAGACAAUAAGGCAAGAAUGUCCCGAUCCUGACGAUCCACGACAGCUGAUAAGGAAAAAAGAGCGCAAGUCACAGUCGAUGGCGGUGCAAGAUGUUGAUAUCUUCCGCGUGUCAUCCACCGGUACACCACAUCGAUUUCCUCGCAAUGAUCUUCUGAGCAGCCGUCUAACCAGCUUCUUUUCUGGGCAGUCAAGCCUCUCCAUUACCGUGGAAGGUGCUGCGCAAGUCUUCGAUCCGUACAUCAUGAUGGGAUGA
This is a messenger RNA of Necator americanus (New World hookworm), 366 nucleotides long. RefSeq lists its product as uncharacterized. The record is from RefSeq and is a predicted model, not a curated record. NCBI's taxonomy places the organism in Eukaryota, Metazoa, Nematoda, Chromadorea, Rhabditida, Ancylostomatidae. The coding region runs from base 1 to 366 and encodes 121 amino acids. The transcript has 3 exons.